Molecule: messenger RNA, 2077 nt
Organism: Aphanomyces invadans
Lineage: Eukaryota; Oomycota; Saprolegniomycetes; Saprolegniales; Verrucalvaceae
Exons: 2
Coding region: 401-2035 (544 amino acids)
Source: RefSeq, a predicted model, not a curated record
AUUCGCGGCAGCACGAGUUCCCGACAGCACCCAUGCGCAUCCGGUGGUAUGCUUGCACGUUUACGACAGCGGAAUCCAAGGACGUGGCCGAGAGUAUGGACGACGGGGACCCGUUGAUGGCAGAAUGCGCCGACAUUCGUAUGCCUCUGUGCCAUCGUGGGGUGUGCAACGACACAUCUCGUGGCAUUUCUGUCUUUGUGAAGCGUCUGAAUGCUUCAAAUCAGCCAACGUCUUCUCGACCGCAAGUGCUGUGGAUGCUGCAAGGCGGCCCGGGCCAUUCGUCGUUGGCCAGUACAGUCGCGCCCGGGUCAUUUGAAACAAAUCUUGACGCUGCUUGGUAGUGGAAGCAUCCAUCUUGAACGCGUACACCGCGUCCAACAGCACUGUUUCCGUGUACACGAUGGACCAUCGAGGAACUGGACGAAGCACCUUGCUGGAAUGUCCGGACGACGACGAUGGCGAACCGCAGACGGAGGACGAAAUCGUCGAGUGCUUUCGGUACAUCAAAGACGAGUUUGGCCAUGACGCGCCCAUGGCUUUUUCCGUCACUAGUGCGGCAACUGAUCUCAAAGUGUUGGUGCAGAGUUCGAUGUUUGCCCAAGCCGACGUGUACGUGUACGGGGUGAGCUAUGGCACGUACCUCGUCGAGCGGCUCAUGCACUUGCAGCCGUCCAACGUCAAAGGCUACAUCUUGGACAGCAUUCAGAGCGAGCAGUUCUAUACGGACAAGAAAGACGCGCCGUACUAUUCCAACUGGGAUCGCGACGUCGGCCAGGUUGUCGAGGGUUUCUUUGCGCUGUGCGACAACGACGCGUUUUGCAACGCCAAGAUCGGUCCAAAGUCGAGGCAAACGCUUCACAAAGCCUACUUGGCUCUCGACGCAGGCGAAACGGAAUGCUUUGACAUUUUGUACAGAGUCGCCCAUGACGGAGGGUAUGCCAAGCCGUCCGGACUCGUCGGGCAAACGCUGUACGAAUGGCUGGUCGACAGCGACCGCCGCGUAUUCAUCCCUGCCUACAUCUACCGCCUCGCUCGAUGCAACCCGGACGAUCAAGAUUGGCUGACUCAGCUCAACUACCCCCCGCCCCUAGACGACCUCCCCGAGGAAGGACCGUACUUGCGUGGCCCUGGCUUCUCCGACAUCGUGUACAACAACAUUGUCUUUGCUGAAAUUUGGCAAUCGUCGCAUCCGUCGUCGCCGUCCGCGCAGCGGCUAUACCAAGACAGUGUCGACGCGCUCUUGAGCCUUGGCAACGUUGUGUACGCUCGGAAUCGAGCGAUCUUGUACUGCCUGUACCGGCAAAAUGCCGACCCGAUGUGUGCCGACUACCCCCGCUACGACGAGAGUUUUACGUACAACCAAGACGAUUUUUGGAAUCGCACGGCGACCGUGCCACCCGGAGCAUCCGUGCUCAUGUUUGCCGGAGGGCUCGACCCUGCCACCCCACUCAAGUAUGCGCGUGAUGAGUACACGACCAUGGUCGGAGACGCCAAGCUCCUGCUCGAGUUCCCCGCUGCCAACCAUGGCGUGCUCGUCAAUUCGCCAGACAGAGAUGACAGUCACGUUUCGUGCGGGGCCGUGGUCCUGUCGUCGUAUAUGGCACACGGUGGCGAUGUCAGUCAAGUCGACCUGUCGUGCAUGGCGCGCGUCGAACCGCUUCGGUUCUCGCAUUGGGACCGCGACUUGGCGUUCGACUUGUUCGGGUCCGAGAAUCCGUACAAUGAAAGCGCUGUCCAAGUCAAGGUGCUCGCGACGAUUCAAGCCAAGUUUAUGAUGGCUGUCGGCGUCCUGUGCGGACUCUUGGUCGUUGCCGUCGUCGGUCUUUUGCUUCUCGUGCGGCAAAACCUGACUUUGCGCCGGCGAGUCGCCGCCCUGACGACGCCAUCGAAACUCGACGCCAUCCAUGAAACCAACACGGAAACCCAUCCACUGACGGCAGCCGAUAGUCCGUCCGACGCCACGGACGUGCUCGAGACAACACACCAACUCCCACCACCACCACCACCUCGACGUGACAUCGUCGAUAACGUGUAAUGGCCUUUUACGUUGGAUGGGGUGGCGUCAUCAUCGCUCUGG